AUGAUUGUAAUUCUUCUGGUAUCUAUGUCAAUGGUGGUGUACAGUGGUGGCCAAGAAUUGGAGAUUUUCCUGCCAGAGCUUCUUGACACACCUGAAAGAAUCUUGAGCAAUGCCACAUUCUUCAAUGGAGUCUUUCAAAAUGUGGAAAGUGUUGCGUUAUUUUUUGACUGCCUGGGUUCUCACUUCACCUGGUUACAGUCCAUCUUCACUAACUUCCCUGCCCUGCUCAACUUUGUGAACAAAAUGAAGUGUGUUACUGGGUUUUGUCCCAGGGAUUUUGAAGACUAUGGUUGCUCUUGCCGGUUUGAGAUGGAAGGGCUCCCCGUGGAUGAAGCUGAUGACUGCUGUUUCCAGCACCGCAAAUGCUACGAAGAAGCAAUGGAGAUGGAGUGCACAUGGGAUCCAUCAAAGAUUUCUACGGACGUCAGCUGCUCUACCGAAAACCUGACCUGUGAGUCUGGGGAUUCCUGUGAACAGUUCCUCUGCAACUGCAACAAAGAUGCCAUCGAAUGCUUUGUGAAUGCACAUAUUAACUCAUCCUUGAAUGGGCUGGAUGUCUCCUUCUGUCCAUCUCUGGUUACAGAGUUCCUUCAUCAUGGGACUGACAAAACACAGGCUGCAACUACAUCCAUGGAAGAAGUGAUUUCUUUUGAGCCCAGUGAGAUGGUCCUGAGGACUUCCAGAUGUACGGUUACCACAAGGGACCACAGAGGUACAGCUCCUGCUCCCUCCGUCCCCUCGAUAAAAGAAGAGGAUGGAUUUAUGGAAGCUGUGGUCCCAGUGGAAGAGAGAACCACCUCCCCAGCCUCCUUCCCAGGAGAUACCAACUCAAUGCAAGUCAAAAUUGUCCCCACUGAGAAGAUUCCUGCAGGCACAUCUGCAAGGACAAAGGAAAAAGAGACAAGCCCUGCAAGGGGUGGCCACAGCACAGCUUCCUCUGGAAUAGCUCUGGAUCUGGUACUGUCUGAUAAGGGUCCCAAUGAACCUGCAGGAAAAGUAUGUGAGCGAUUAACCUUUCUGCAAGAGACAGGAAAUGGAAGAGUGAAGAGGGAGCUGCCCCAGCUAGGAGAAAUGCUGUUCUGUUUAACUGAGCGAUGCCCAGAGGAAUUUGAGUCUUACGGUUGCUACUGUGGCCAAGAAGGAAGAGGUUAUCCUACUGAUGCACUGGACAGGUGCUGCUUCUUUCAUCACUGUUGUAUGGAACAAGUUAAGAAACUUGGAUGUCGUGCAGAAAGAAGUUCAAGAUCUGAAAUUGUAUGUUUUGAUCAUAAGCCAAAAUGUAUUGGUUGGAGCACGUGUGAGAAACUACUAUGUGCUUGCGAUAAGACAGCAGCCGAGUGCAUGGCUUCUGCCUUCUUCAAUGAAAGCCUUAAGUUUCCACACAGGCAAGAGUGCCAAGAGGAGAAAGUCUCCUGUCAAAGUGACCCUUAUGAAAGGCCUUCAAUCGGCAAAGAAAUAGGCGCUGGCAUUUCCAGCUCCGAGGAGAGCAGUGAGGAGGAAGGUCCACUGUGGAGCAUAUUAAGAAGAGGAAAGAGAGACACACACCGUCCUGUUGCAAACUCCAGAACUGUGCAACAUGAAGGCAGAUAA
Molecule: messenger RNA, 1590 nt
Organism: Pygoscelis adeliae (Adelie penguin)
Lineage: Eukaryota; Metazoa; Chordata; Aves; Sphenisciformes; Spheniscidae
Gene: OC90
Product: otoconin 90
Exons: 14
Coding region: 1-1590 (529 amino acids)
Biological process (GO): arachidonate secretion; phospholipid metabolic process; lipid catabolic process
Cellular component (GO): extracellular matrix
Molecular function (GO): calcium ion binding; phospholipid binding
Source: RefSeq, a predicted model, not a curated record